AUGGAGAUUUGUGAAAAACUCAUUCUAGAUCUCAGGGGCUCGGAAAACAUCAGCAUUGCAUUCUGGGCCUUUUCUGGGAUCCUUCGGGCGGGCAGGGAGCCGGGCGGGGAAGGACGGCGCGCAGCUCAGCCCCGACCUGCUCCGCCUGGCUCCUUCCGGCGGGCUGGAGUCUCCCUGAAGGUCACCGGGAACACCCCGGAGUCCAGGCUGCCCAGCCCCAUCGAGGAGUCCGACCAGAGGGUCUUUGGGAACUAUUACCAGCUGUUCGCGGCCUCGGUGGGCGACGUGGAAUGGCUGCGGUUCUGCUUGAACCAGCGCCGCGGGGAAAUCGAGGCCAACGACAAGGGCUUCGCUGCUAUCCACUUGGCAGCCCAGCAGGGCCAGCUGACCUGCCUGCAGAUCCUGAUAGACGAGUACGAGUUCCCCGUGGACCUGCCCACCCAUGGCGGCGAGACAGCCCUGCACCUCGUCAUCCACAAGGACAACGAGCCCGUGGCCCUCCCGUGCAUUCAGUACCUGCUCGAGAAAGGGGCGAGCCUCGAUGCUCAGACACACAAUGGCUCCACACCCCUGCACCUGGCAGCUUGUGAGGGCCUGCUGGGCUGUGUGAAGGUCCUGGUACAGAGGGGCGCCAAUGUCCACGCCCAAGAUGCCUUGGGCUGCAAACCCAUUGACUACUGCAAGAUGUGGAACCACCGCACCUGUGCCCGGUUCUUGAAGGAUGCCAUGUGGAAACGGGACAAGGAUGACUUUGCCCGUGAGAUGGGGAAACUGAAGAGGCUCAAGGAGCAGCUGGCCCUCAUAGAGCUGGACUACCUGACUGAGUACCAAAAGGAACACAAGGUUCUGAGAGAGGAGGAUUUCACCAAGUGGCUCCGCUGCAGGUUGUUCAACCAGCGCCACUCUCUGCUCACCAAGGACAAGCAAGUGGCCAGUACCCGAUCCCGCCCCACCAUCCUCCCCAAAACCUCAGAAUACCAAGGCCCGCAGACUUCCCAGAGCUCCCAGCCCUGGAGGAAGGCACAGAUUGGAAGCAUACAGCAGUGCCCGGCUUGGUUGCCCACCAAGCCCAUCUACAGGCGGCCCCCACUCAGGCGGCCCAAACUGUGGAAUCCUAGCAACAACCCCGCCAGUUCUCCCCCCACCCAGUUCAGCUACCCCCAGGGCAUCCGCCUGGGCGUGCAUCCAGACUCCUGCAGGGAGCAAGACUUCAGCAGCUUCCUGGAGGUGAUCCCCGGCCCCCAUGGCUACGCAUGGCUGCACACGGCCAAUGGCCACUGGGUGGCGCCCGUGCCCCGGCUGCCUUUGGAGGUGAUGGUCCGCGAGCUGUACCCACAGAAGCAGCUGUACAGGAUGAAGGUACCCCAGGGCUUUCAUGCCGUCACCAUCAAGGACGUGCCCCACAAGCGGCACUUGGACAACCGCACCUUUUGGACCGACACUCUGGCCAUGAGCCUGCGCGACACAUUUGACGAAGGCUUCCUGGCCAAUGUGCGAGCUCAUCGGGGGCUCCCUGCUCUGCCCACCCCCACAAGCCCUCUGUAA
Messenger RNA from Lepus europaeus (European hare), 1545 nucleotides. RefSeq names its product ankyrin repeat domain 53 (gene ANKRD53). Gene Ontology annotation, cellular component: spindle pole. Gene Ontology annotation, molecular function: protein binding. Gene Ontology annotation, biological process: positive regulation of microtubule polymerization; mitotic metaphase chromosome alignment; regulation of mitotic cytokinesis. Lineage: Eukaryota; Metazoa; Chordata; Mammalia; Lagomorpha; Leporidae. The record is from RefSeq and is a predicted model, not a curated record.